Messenger RNA from Zophobas morio, 1134 nucleotides. Its product is annotated as zinc finger protein 142-like. The coding region runs from base 1 to 1134 and encodes 377 amino acids. The transcript has a single exon. NCBI's taxonomy places the organism in Eukaryota, Metazoa, Arthropoda, Insecta, Coleoptera, Tenebrionidae. The record is from RefSeq and is a predicted model, not a curated record. Gene Ontology annotation, molecular function: RNA polymerase II transcription regulatory region sequence-specific DNA binding; DNA-binding transcription factor activity, RNA polymerase II-specific. Gene Ontology annotation, biological process: regulation of transcription by RNA polymerase II.
AUGUCGUUUCUAGAAUACUCCAAGGCUCUCACGAAAUCUUCCUCUAAAAAAGUCCACAAGUGUGCACUGUGCCCCUACUUCACCACAUCGUAUUUCCUCAUGGACAACCACGUUAAACGACACGAAUCCCCGCAAAGUUUUACCUGUACAAGAGACUCCGUUGAAUCCUAUUACUGCAAACAUUGUGGUUACCAAACCGAUCUGACGCUCCUUUUCAAACUUCACGUAAGCAAACACCACAACAUUCAAAAGGAGAAGACAGAAAAUCCCCAACAGUACUCGGUUCGAAAGUACAUUUGUGGAAACUGCCCGUUUGAGUGCCACUUCGUGAUGACCUGGCACCAACAUGCUUUUUCUUGCCACAAGACUAAAAAUAAUUUUGACGACGUAAAAGCCCGCUCCGAAGAAUCCGAACAUAAAACCAAAUUAUAUUACAAAAAAGUUAAAAAGCCGUAUGAAUGCAAACAGUGCCCGUUUAAAAGCAAUCGCAUAUCUUAUCUCAACAACCACGUGAUUAGACGCCAUUUAAAUGAAAACGAAAUCAAGUGGUUGGAAUGCAAACUUUGCCCUUAUAGAGGCAAAACAAAACCAGCUUUACACGAACACGUCAAAAGGCGACAUUUAAAACAAGGUUUGAAGUGGUACAAAUGCAAAAAUUGCCCUCAUAAAAGUCAAUCUAAAGGGGGUUUAAAUGACCACGUGAUUCGUCGGCAUGUAGAUGAAAACGAAAUUACGUGGUUUCAAUGCGGAGAUUGCCCUUAUAGAUCCAAAACAAAGUUCGGUUUAAAAAAGCACACCAGUGUGAAGCAUGUGGACGAAAAAGAUAUCAGGUGGUUUGAGUGUGAACAGUGCACGUUUAAAAGUAAAUAUAAAUUUUCGUUAAAUUGCCACGUGUUUUCGCGACACACGCACAAAUCGUACAAGUGUCAAUCCUGUCAUUACGAAGCUAGAACGAGAACCGAGUUAACGAAACAUACAAAAGGGGCGCACAUGGACAAAACAGUAGCCAGUUCUGAAAAGGCUCCGUGUAAAGAAAAGCCCUCUUCACCUUCAACCGGAAACAAUUUUCAUUUCAAAAAUCAAAUCAGUUCUCGAUUGAUGACAAUAUUAAGCAACAACAAAAGUGUCGAAUAA